Messenger RNA from Notodromas monacha, 1503 nucleotides. NCBI's taxonomy places the organism in Eukaryota, Metazoa, Arthropoda, Ostracoda, Podocopida, Cyprididae. The record is from the annotation of a GenBank genome assembly.
GAAGUUUGCGUAACGGAAAUUCGUGGAUUUUUUUUAUAGAAAAACAUGCGUCCGGGUUAUUUCCUGUUGUUCGCAGCCGCGGCUUUUCUGGGUAUUCCAGGAACGACGGAAGGUCAAAAUUCUCCCGACAGACCCGUUCUAAAAGUGGCAACACUGCUGGAAGAGCCUUUCAUAAUGAAGAACACAGAAAACCCAGAAGCCACGGGAAACGACCAAUUCGUCGGGUUCAUCAAGGAUUUCUUGGACGAGAUCAUGGAUAUAGCCAAGUUUAAUUACUCCUUGUACUUGACUCCCGACGGACGUUGGGGGGGUCAAAAUAAGGACACAUUGGAAUGGUUUGGCAUGUUUGGAGAAGUCGGCAAGGGUAAAGCGCAAAUGGCAGCUGGGUCUCUUACUGUGACUUCAGGUCGACACAUGGCACUGGAUUUAACGAAGCCGUUCAUGUUUACAGGACUUUCCCUUCUACACAAGCGACCAGCGUUGGAGACAGGGGGCGGGCCAGCUUUUGUCACAGUCCUUACCCCGGGGGCAUGGAUGUCUCUCGUCGGCAUAUACUUAUUCGUCUCGGUCAUGUUUUGGUUGAUUGCGAGAUGUGCACCGACUGAACGCAGGCGCUACGACGACGACGACGUGGAUGAGCAUGUGUACAGCAUUCGCAACAGUCUCUGGUACACCAUUGGCGCCUUUGUGCUUCGCGGCAACGAAGCAAAUCCGAAGGCAAUUUCCGUAAGGUUGCUGACAUUCUUCUGGUGGAUCUUUUCCAUUGUCCUGGUUGCAAUCUAUGUGAGCAUGGUCGCUGAAAAAUACACCACUCUUCACUACGCCACACGCAUUAAAACCUGGAAAGACAUGAUUAACCAAGAUUACGUGCAGGUCGGUUUAGUACGAGGGGGAAGCACUGAGUCCUUCUUCAAGUCGAGUACGGUCCCAGAAAUCAAGCUGAUGUGGGAAAAAAUGCAGAAGCAUCCGGACUGGCUCGCAACUUCCUUGGCGGACGGGAUCCAACGAGUUCGAGAUGGCAACGGGCGCUACGCUUUUUUCGCGGAAACCCUGUCAGUGGAUUAUCUCAUUCAUCGCGAAUGCGAUUUGGUCAAAAUUGGACCGGAAUUGGGGCAGAGAAGCUACGGAUUUGCUCUGCAAAAGAAGUCCUUGUACACGCAUGCCAUCAGUGCUGCGAUCCUGCGACUGCAAGAACAAGGCGCCGUUCAAGCACUGUACACCAAGUGGUGGCAUGAUACAACUUCUGAAAACUGUGACCGGAAGUCGGACGAGGACAGACGGGUUGAUGCCAUUGAUGCUGGACACCUCAGAGGAAUAUUCGUACCAGUUAUCAUCGUGGCUUUCUUGGCAAUGUUCGUGGCACUAGUGGAACUGGUGUGGACGUGUAUUUGGCGAGGAGAUUUGUCAAAGUCGCCUCUCCGCUCGUCGUUACCUUUCUCGAGCGUCAGCCGAGACUCUUUCCGAGUCUCCGGCUUGGACCCCACCAAGUUCUCGUCAGUCUGA